Molecule: messenger RNA, 489 nt
Organism: Pseudozyma hubeiensis SY62
Lineage: Eukaryota; Fungi; Basidiomycota; Ustilaginomycetes; Ustilaginales; Ustilaginaceae
Exons: 3
Coding region: 1-489 (162 amino acids)
Source: RefSeq, a predicted model, not a curated record
AUGAGCGUGCUGAGGCUGCUCUCGCUGCUGCGCAUCGUGCCAGGAAGUGUGAUGAGGUGGGAACGUCAUUCUGGGAAGACAAAGCAAGCAACAGUCCAGAUGGCGAUUACAAAGAGAGAGCCAGCCGAGCCGUUUAAAAGCUGGCGAGUCGACUGGGUCAAUUACGGGAGGUCCGAUGUCUAUGAGAACAAAUGGAAGCUCAGAGAGCAACGGUUCCGAACGUGUGUGAAAUCUCUCCUUUCGGCUUUGAGCGUUGAGAAGGCUGGAUGCGAAGCUCGAUGCUGCUUCAGUUGUGCCGAGACGAGACGAUUCUUUGUCGGCUACCACGACGAUGAAAUCUUCGUGAUGAGAAAGCGUCGAGGCAUGAGAAGCCGCGAACAACUGCAGCUUCCCCAGAGAGAAUGCUUUCGGCAGGCUUGCGCACACGAUUUUACAGCACCAUCGUUCGUCAACAGCACUGGUCCAGCAGAAGCAUGUCAUACGGUCUAG